CCUUUGGAAGUGGAAGACACGGUACAGACUUUGAAAGAUAACACCUACGUUGACAAUAUAAUGCAAAUCGGAAGCGAUGUAUCAGAAUUAGAAAAGUUCAAAGUCGAGGCUACAGAAAUCUUAGAAGGUGCUAAAUUACCACUUCACAAGUGGGAAUCCAACGUAGAAUCGUUAGAAAGUGAAGACAUGCCAAAUCCUUCAAAAAUUCGUGGACUUGCAUGGGACAAGAAAGAAGACGAGUUGUACAUUUCAGCACCAGAAUAUCCUGAAGGAGCAAAAGUUACGAAGACGUCUAUUGUGAGUCACUUCGGAAAAGUUUAUGACCCUUUAGGCAUAGUAUCACCCACAAUGGCAGAAGGUAAAAGAAUUUAUCGUGAAGCCUGCGAUGAGACAAAGAGUUGGGACGCGGAGAUUUCAAAGCCCUUAGAACAAGGCUGGUUAAAGUGAACAAGACAGUUACGAACUGUUAAAAUUCCCAGAGUAUAUUACCAAGGGUAUACGAUAGGUUAAACAGGUUCAUCUUCACAUCUUCGCUGACGCAAGCAACCUUGCGUGUUCGUGUGCAACAAUAGCAGUUGUGGAACAUUCAACUGGGACGGUGAAAGGGUUGUUGACAGCCAAGGCGCGAAUUUCAAAGAGAAACACGUCAAUCCCGAGAUUAGAGCUAAUCGGUGGUCAAAUGGCUGCGAAUAUGGCAACGAACGUGUGUAAAGCGUUGAAACAACUACCAAUAGCCUCAAUAACCAUAUGGAUGGAUAGCACAGUGGCACUCUUUUGGAUCUUAAAUCCAGCUAGAUCAUGGAAAACGUUUGAGCAAACCGAGUGAGAAAAAUAGCGUCCAUAACAAGUGAACUCAAUAUCAAGUGGAAAUAUUGCCCAUCGAAAGAGAACGCAGCAGAUUUGGGAAGUCGAGGCGCAAGCAUUAAUCGUAUGGAAAGUAAUGGAUGGUUUCAUGGUCCAGAUUGGCUGCUAGAUGAAGAGAAACAACCGGUACAACCAAAUCUCAACUGCAGCAAAGAAGUUAACAUAGAGAGUAAACCCUUGAAAGAAUCAGUAUUCCAAGUGAUAGAGAAGGAAUCUGAUGAAUGGGAUUCGUUAUUGGAACGGAAGUAGUAUAGGAAGUAGCGGUUCUAGACCACUUUUUCAGCCCGCGAUCUCAUCCCACUUCCGGUCAGCGGUUUCCAUAUUUUCCCCCAAAAACGCGGGCUCAAGUUUCUAGACCAUAUAUUUAUUGUGGUAUUUUAACGUGUAUUUAUUAUAUUAUUUUUCAGUAUUAUUUUAAGUCUUAUUUAAUAGUUUCUUUAGUAUUCAACAUUUUAAGCUUAACCAUUUUAAAGGGGUCGUAACCUUCCGGCUCUAACACAACAUUUGAAGUAGCCUUUUUAUCCUGAGUAUUUACUCCAACGUUAAUAUUGUUUGAUACAGAGAAAUUUAUAUCACCAACUCCCCUACCCCUAUUUGACUUUUUACGGCAGCCACAAAUCUUACCUAAGCAGGAGAAGCAUGACCUCCACUCUGACAUUCUUACCUUAUAAUAAAUCACAUGUUAACUACCUGACCCUGAAUAUCGAAGUGACCAGCAAAAGGACAUAUCCAUACUCGAUCCAGUGGGAAUUGAGUGUUCAGGUUUAACUAUAAUACACCAAGCCAGCGUGUUAUCUACCAACUCAGCCUGGGCUCCUAAAUAGAACAUACUAUUACCCUUGAAAACGUAGCAGGCUGUACUUCCACCUGUAGUUGUGUAAGUCCCAUUAAACCAGGUGUAUGACAGUCUUCUUAAGUCGACCGCGGCAAGAUUGAUUUCCUUUUUAACUUUUGUAAAAUUUCCAUUAGAUUGUUUUUCCCAAACAGUAGCCCAUAGGAUCAGGGCUAGUGGUAUAUUUUGAAUAGUUGAAAAACGUGGGUAGUCUGAUUUAAUAGUGAUUGACUCAAGGUUGAGGUCUGUCAUAUUAUUAAUAGGAUCUGUUCUCCAUGAAGGUGGAAUCUGAUCGUGACAGUAAGCAUAGUACCUUGCUGCAGCGGUUGAUACUCCCCUGUAACCCCAAAUCCAUUCUGCAUGUAUAUGUCGCCGUAUUCUUACAUAUCUUUUAUCAGCCACUGCUUGUACAAGUCCAGUGGAAGGCUUCAAGAAAUUCUUUUCUACCCAUUGCUUGUUAACUGCAUCCUUGUCAUUUACCGGAUCCUUUAGAUCAAGAAUACCACUUGAAUCUCCCAUGUCCAAAUCACCUUUUACCAGUCCACCUCUACUACUCAUGAACUCAUUAGUUGCCCACCUUUUAUUAACAGCUGAACCGUCAGUUGUAGGGUCACCAACUCUUAUUAACUCAUAAUCGUUAACAUCAAGGUUACCUGAUAAAACACCACCAUCACGUUUAAGGAACUGUUUACACCAAUUGCUCAUAGUUCCAUAAGAAACAGCACUAGAAUCACCGGACGAGCCGUUAUUUAGUCCUGUAAUAGUAUUACCAGCCAUGUCAAUAUUACCACUCAUAGUAAAGCCGCUACUACUUACAGAACUCCCACUGACAUGAUCCACAACCCAUUUCUUAGACACGGCAGAAUUAUCAGUUGUAGGAGCACCUAACUUUAUAAUUUCAUUGUUUCCCAUAUCAAGGUCAUCGGAUAGUGUAAGUCCGCUGUAGGUCUCACGCUUUCUUCUACCACCGCUAAUCUUAUCUUCUACCCACUUUUUGUUAACAGCAGAUGUAUCAGCACUAGGAGCCCCAAUAUUUUCAAUUUCAUUUCCACCCAUCUUGAGAACACCGGUCAUUUCAUUUGAACCGUCCAAUUUCAAGGCAAAGCGUGAAAUUUGGUUAACCACAGUUUGAAUAUUGGGAACAGCUAUUUUUGCACCAAGGUUGUUGAUCGUAUAGAUUGAAUUACCAUUUGCAACGGUUAGAUCACCAUUUAGAGUGAAUCCUGAUGUAACCCACCUUUUACUAACAGCAGAUGUACUCGAACUAGGAUCACCAACAUUUUUAAUUUCAUGUCCACCCAUUUGAAGAUCACCUGACAUUGUGAAACCAGAGGUGCUAGGAAUUGUAGACAUCUUAUCUUCAACCCACUUUUUUGGUACAGCCUCGCUAUCAAGUUUAGGGUUAAUAAGAUCAAACAAUCUCCAACCUCCCAUGGACACAUCUCCUUGCAUUAUUCCACCUUUUUUAACAAAGUUAUUGUCAGCAGCCCACUUUCUUGUGACAGCAGACUGGUCCUCAGAGGGAUCCUUAAGAUUCUUAAUCUCAUGGUCUUUCAUAUCAAUAUCACCAGCAAUAUUAAGUCCUGAUACAGGUCUAUUUAGCAUUCCAACUACCCAGUCCUUACUAACAGCAGACUUUCCAGUUGUAGGAUCGCCUAGAGCCUUUAUCUCAUUUGUUGACAUAUUGAGAUCACUAGUAAGAACAAGCCCAGGUAAACUAGCACGACUACCUUCAACCCAACUCUUACUAGCAGCAUCACCUGGAUUAGUAGGAUUAUCAAGAUUAGUUAUCUUAUUACCUCCCAUGUUAAUAUCCCCAGUCAUUGUAAACCCUGCUGGUUGAAUUGUAAGAGCAGCCCGUUUAAUGAUCUCAUCAUCCACCCACUUUCUUGUGGUCGCAGAAGUAUCAUCUGUAGGUGCACCCAAACCUUUCACCUCAUUACCAUCCAUCUCAAUGUCACCCUUCAUGGUAAAUCCAUCCUUAUCAAACACACUACCACUUAAUGGGUCAACUUUAUUUACUCCUUUAUUGUAUCCUCUAUAGAGAGCCAUUUUAUAGGAUACAUAAUGUUUACAGGGAAACUUUCAUUAGAAUGAAUACAACUAUAGCACCAAUUCCAACUCCAGCAAUAGCACUGACUCCUGAAGACUCAUUAGUACUAACCAUACUAUUCCCCGUGAUAGGAACAACUUGAGUCUUAGCACCUGUAGAACCUCCCAGGGGCUUAGUACCCGUAGAACCUCCUGGAACUUUUUUAGUUCCGUGAAUAGUAUCAAGGUGGUGAACAGGUGUAGUGUCUUGGUGCUGUUUCUUUGGAGGAUCAACUCUGAAAUAGACAUUCUCCGAAGGAAGGUAACAGGACCUGGGGAACUGGACGAGAAAGAAGAUAUUAGAAGAGAAAUCGAGUACGUAAGUCAGCUAAGAAGAAUGAAGACCUGGAAGAAUUCAGAAACCGAGGCCUAUCUAAACGCGACCCACGGCACUCUCAAGGAAGAGGUAAAAACAAUAGUUGUACUUAGGAGAAUAGCUAAGGCUGAAGUUAGAAGGAAUGACUACUCGGGAAAAAUAGACAGGUUGAAGGGUAUUAUAGAAAACCUAGGUUUCGAUCCUAAUGAGCCCGAGGAAGAGUUAGAAGCAGAGGAAGAAGAACGUAGGCAAGAAGAAGCUAGAAAGAAGGAGGAAGAAGAAUGCAGGAAGGCUGCUGAGUUAGAACGUAAAAGGCUUGCAGAAGAAGCUGCCGAACGUCAAGAAAAAGCUGAGGUCGAGCGUAGAGAAGCUGAGAUUAAAAGACUACAGGAAACUGUAAAGGGUGAUAAGGAAAAAACAGAGUACUGGAGAAAAAAACUAGAAGAAUGGGAAAAAGAAAAGUCUAAACCUAAGGAAGAACCUAAGUUCUUCCCAAAGAAACCUCAGGUUGAGGAAGAACCCAAGAAACCUAAGAUAGAAAAGCCCUACAGAGACAAGGAACCCAAGGAGCCCAGCAGAGAUAAGAAGACCGGGGAGCCUUUACCUGGGGUAGACACUGAAUGGCUAAAGGAUACUUUCAACUUUGAGAACCUCCUAUUCCAGGUCGCAGAGGAUAGUAUCCCAAAAGAUGAUCAACCUAUUUUUAGCGGUGAUAGUACAGAAAUCAUGUUGAGAAAUGUUAGGGAAGAUCUUACGAGGUAUGAAAGAUUCAAAUCAUGGGUUAAAGAUAACUUUGGAUUUGUGCUUGCAGGUAUCAUAAUGUCAGUUGCUGCUCUCCUUACAGCUAUUAUCAUACCGACUAGAAAACUAUCCUCAAUGGCAGCAGAUUCCACGCACGGAGGCGGAGGUCCUUCACCGUCACCACUUUCUGACACAGUAAGCAAACUGAUUAAAUUCAUAUCAUCAAACUUAUGGGUGGUAGCUAUAGGUAUCGGAAUAAUUUUACUUUACAUUAACAGCUAAACAUUACAUAUUGUAUACAAGUAUGAAUACCACAGAAAGAGAACUCCAACCUGGCUUCAGGAGGAGCCACAUGACAUCUAUAAAAGGACCUAGGACCCUAAACGUUGUAACUUUCAAUCCUACAACUAUUAGCCCAGGUGAAGAGCUGUACAUCAACAUACCUAAACUAAAGCCUGACUCUUGUCUAGUUCCAGGAUCACUUGCACUAUUAUUUGACUUCAAAAAUUCCAAUACAAAGAGUCGAUUUAAUAAUAACCUGUCUAAGUUAAUAGCUAAACGUCUUCAGAUUAAAGUAGCAGGUGAAACAGCUUAUGACUGUUCGGGAGAGAGUUUGUACGAAAUAUACAAAGAUCUAUGGCUAACAGAAGGUGACAGAAAUAAGAUGACCGAACAGGGUCUGGUAAGUGAAAAUCUCAGGAAGUUAAUAUCAGGUGAUGACUCAGGCACUAAGGUUGGUGACGCUAAUAAAGUAGCAGAUGGACUUAUCCACAGUGUGUAUGGUUCUAAGUUGAGAAAACCAAUUGAUAAAAUAAUUGCAGACCAUGGUCUAUACACUCCAUUUUACAUGAACAACAAUCCUAUGUACAUCCUCACACUCCCGCAAUCAGAUGAGAUUAUGACUGCCCAAGGAGGUGAAGCUAAGGGUAAUUAUAAACUUGAUAAUCUUGAGCUAGAAUACGAGACCAUUGAGAAUGACACCCUUGCGAGUGAAGUCACACGGAUGUAUUCAACAGGUCGCUCACUGUCCUACAAACACGUCACACUAAUGCGCACAAGUAAUUGGGACAAGGAUCUUACCAUUGUCAAUGAAAACAUAAAUAUACCCAGAAAGAGCAUGUCAGCAAUUGUCCUUCUAUUUACCAAUAGAGUGAGGACUGAUUCUGAAGAAUAUAUUUACCCAAACAUUGAUAAAGUGAACCUUACCAUUGAAGGUGUGCCUAAUGCAGUUUUCUCCCAGGGACUUCCCAAAAACAGGUUCUUCGAAGAGGCAAAAAGAUUCUUCUGCCCUAUGUGCGAGAAAUCCAUGGCAGAUGAAUUUAUGUCCAUCAGUAAGUUCUUCAGCAAUGGUUUCGCUCUAGUAAUUGAUCUUAGGUCAACACAGGAUGAUACCACUGGUGGAGGAAGGAGAAUUGUUAACACACAGUCAGGCGUACUCAUGGAAAUCAAAAAGAGAGCCACAACAGCUGACGUUCAAUGCAAUAUUUUUAUUGUAUCAGAUGCCCUCCUUAACUUUGCCAAUAGAGAUUUAUCAAGUAUUCAAUACUAGGCGUAGCCUGCGUAGUCGCUGCUAGUGCAGCUAGUACUAACGGUAAAGCAUAGAGAUGCAACUUGAACCACCAUUCAACAUGCUUAUAGUAGGAAUGACAGGAAGUGGUAAAACUCAGUUCUUACUAAAUAUGUUAGAAACGGAAUACAAUAAAGUUUUUGAUUACAUUGUUAUUAUAUGUCCAACAAUAGAAUGGAAUAUGACUUACAUUAAUUGGGCUCAUAUUAGUGAUCACGGAGUCAUACAAAUUCCAUGUUCACAAGAAAUGAUCAAUCUAGUUCUGAAGGCAGUGUCCACCAUAUUUCGUGGAACUCAAACUCUCAUUAUAGAGUUGAGAACUGGUGCGCCUAGCUUUCUCCGCAAGACAUUACAACUUAUCUGUUAUUGUAAUUACUCAGCAACUGUCAUCAGUAGCGAAACCAUUCAGGGAGAACAUUUCCAGGUUAGUUACAUUCUACAACCCUAGUCGCAGGGAUAUGAAGGUCAUAACAGAUGAUUACCUAAGUGGUGUUCCUCAGGAGACAAUUACAGAGAUAACACAGGUACUAAAAGAUGAGAAGUUCACCGCACUGGAUAUACUACUUAUACACCCUUACACAUACACUAUCAAACAAAACAUCACGUCGAAUAUAAAAGAUGAAAUCUGAAUCUGAUGAAGAAAUAUCUGCAGCUGUGAGGGAAGUAGAAGAGGCUGCAAAGGCACCGCAAAAGAAAGCUAAGUCUACCGCAAGAGAAACCGCAGAUAAGUCGCAAACUGAAAGUAAAAGAGACAAGCUUAUAGAGCUAUCCAGGGAUGGUGCAAUAGAGAAGUCCGCAAGUUUUAUAAGAAAGUCCAACAAGGAUGUUGUGGAUAGACUAUAUCAUGAGUAUGAAAGUCAAAGGAUGUCAUUCGCAAGUGACUUCUUAUCAACUCUUAUUAUCUCAAAGUUUGCUUCUGUAUUAGGAAGUUUCGGUGCAGUGGAAUCAUCAGAUAAGCUAUCAGAGGAACUACUUAGUGAUAAGCUUUUAAAGGAUGACGUAUCAUAUCUAACAAGAACGAUUUCCCCAAACAUUCCAUUCAUAGGUUUAAUAUCAGGUGGUUGUACAACAGCUAAGCACAUUGUUGCUCAUAAGUGGAAAAAGAAGGAGGAAAUAUCUGAGGAAGCUAAACAUAUCCUAUUACAUAGUGAAGAAGAAUGCCACAACUCGGAGAACCCUACGACUGGGGAAACGCCUGGGAUGGAACGGAAUUUGAAUCAAUAAUUGAUGAAUUGAUUGAGAAAACUGAUAGGAAUAGGGAACAGCUAGAUAAAAUUCAGGCAACCUUGGACUCACUAAAGAGUGAUUAUAAUUCCCUUAAGAAUAAAGUAGUAGGUCCACUAAGGUACGAAUUCGAAGCUUUUAAAACUGACACAAUUAAAACAGUUGUAAAGAUAUAUAAGAAUCUAAAUGAAACGCAUUAGGCAAAAUAAUUUUUUGUAGUGGGAUUAGCAGACAUUAGUGGAGCAGCUGGGUGGGUAGAGGGAAUGCUGCUUCAUAAAUUAGAUUUAAAUGGUAUAUAAAAUAGCCAUAAAAACUUUUACAUAUAUAAUAUAGAGAAAGAUGGAAAAACUAUUCAGGAACCAGAAGUUGAAUGUUAGUGUGAGAGCCGUAGAGAGUGGUGAGGAUGUACUGUUUUAUGCAAAAGAUGUGGCAGAAUCUCUAGGGUACGCUGACCCAAAAAAGGCAGUCCAGAAAUUAGUUAGGAAACAAAAUAAGGUGAGUGUAUAUGAGUUAAGCAAGAGGGGCGAUUCGCCCCUCUUACAUAAAUGUCACCCACAGACAAUCUUACUUUACGAACCUGGUUUGUACCAGCUAAUAUGUAGCUCAAGACUUCCAAUAGCAGAGGACUUCCAGGACUGGGUAUUUAGGGAAGUCCUUCCAUCUAUCCGCAAGACGGGCUCGUACAAAUUACCAGAUAGAAGGUCACUCGGAUAUAACCAAAUAAUCCUUAUAAAUGAAACGGACCUUCAUCAUACAGUUGUGAGUUACAUUAGAGAUAACUACCCAGAGGCUGUAAUAAUACCUGGUCUAGGUGAGUACCAGGAUACUGUGUCAAAGAGAUGUGACGCCUGGAAGAAGGGAUACAAGGGUGGCCAGCCAGAUCUUAUUAUAGAGAAUCCUAUGGGGAAGUACAAAGGAUUUGCCAUUGAAUUCAAGUCUCCUAAGGGCACUGGGACUGCAAACGAGAAGCAGGUAGUAUGGCUUCGUAAGCUUAUGAAAAUAGGGUAUAUGGUAAUGAUAUCCGACGACUUAAUAAAAACUUGUAUUAGAAUUAACGAGUACUUUUCACUUAAGAAAACUGUGAGGAAAGUUGCAGUGAAAAUUACCGCUAGUGAUGCGAAGACUUACAGGCUAAGGUUCAGUUCAGAUAAGUACUAGCUGCGCUAGCAGCGACUACUGACGUAGUCGGUACCAUAUGUUUAACUAUGUAGACAUCUACAUAGACAUCUACAUAGACAUCUACAUAGACAUCUACAUAGACAUCUACAUAGACAUCUACAUAGACAUCUACAUAGACAUCUACAUAGUUAAACAUAUGGUACCUAUAUAGAAUGGCCGACGAACCUACUACGAAGGAAGUUCCCAUUACAAGUGAAAAGAAGAAGGACCCUAAGAGGGUAGAGGCCGGAAAAAGGCUAGCGAUCCUAAGUAAAGCUGCAAGGGAGAGGAAAAAGAAACUUACAGAACCUAAGGAGUCAUCCAACAACAACAUAAUCACAUAUGUAGGAGUGGCCAUCGCAUUGACAUCCCUUGCCCUAGCAUUUAAUCAGCAUCAGAGGGAAACAAAGAAACCAGAACCUAAGUACAUCCCUGAGACUGUAGAAGUAACCAGGAAACCUGAUGCGCCCAAGUUAGAUUCACUUGAAUGAUACGUUAAACAUAAUAUAUAUUAUAGCAAGAUGAGUAAAGAAUCAAAGAUGACCGCGGAAGUGUACAACGCAGUGUUACUUACAGCAGGAGCAGUCGGUAUAUCAAUGGCAUCAAAAAAACUAUUGAAAGAACCGUUAGGAACCCCGGAGAAUGUAAAAGGAAUGGUAAAGCUGGCUGUCUCAGUUAGCCUUUCAUCUCUGCUGGUCUCUUACCUGAAAGAAAAGAAGUACAUACCAGAUGAUCCAUUCAAAACCUAGGUAAAACUAUACAAUGGCGGAAGCAGUAGCAGGAGGAUUAUUUAACGCAUUCGCAUUUGCUGGAGCAGGAUAUCUAUUUAAAAUGUUUGACAAGAACGGAUACGCUGAGGAAGCCCACAGACACAAUAUUGCAAUGGAGAGCCUAACAGCUGAAAGAGAGAAGUACCUUGAAGAAGUAACCAACAGAAGAAACAAAAUUGCGCAACUUAAGGCCGAACUAAGUGAGGCAAGUAGGGAUAUUAAUUCAACAAAUAAGGCAUUUGAACUCAUCAGGAGAAUCAACGAGCUAACACGUACAGCUAUGCCAAGAAAGCCGCAACUAAGUAACCACUACAAACCUAGCUCAGAGAUGGAAGAAUAUAUGGCAAUAUUUGGUUUAAUUAUGGGUGUGGUGGUUGGAGGGGCAGCUUAUUUAUUAAUUUAAUACGGCAAUAAAUUUUUACAUAUAUAUUGUAGAGAAAUGGACUGGCUUGCAAUGGUAGACGUUGACGAGGUAAUAGCCCUUGGUAAAAGGGUAGACACUAUAGAGGAGUUGGAGGCCGCGGUUAAAAAAUAUGUAGAACUGAGAAUAAUAAGGAGACGUAAAAACAGACAACAUAAACAAGCAGAAUAUUUUAACACAUAUAGUAUAGGGAAUGGACUGGCUGACACUGGUAACACCUGAUGAAAUGGAAAGAGUCGGUAGGAGAGCAAAAAACAUUGAGGAGCUGGAGGCCGCAGUAAUGAAAUACGCGAGAGGUAAAAUGAAGGUUGCACAUACAUACGAACCGGAAUGUGUUGAAUGUGGUAGUAAGUCUAUUGUAAUAAUAGAUGGAGCAGAUGUAUGCACACAAUGUGGUACAAGUGACAGGAAUGGCUUUACAUACUAUGUUAGUUACAACCACAAUAAGGACGACUACCUGAAAAAGAAGUCUUGUCAUAACAGAGUCCGUUGGUUCGGGAGACACCUAUUAGAGCAUGUUGCUUCAGGGGAUAGGGAUACCAUACGGGAGCAGUUUAGAAGCAUCGUAAGAUGUAUACAAAGACUUAGACUGCAACGGGGGCGCAACAUAGUUAGAUAUAAGUUUUACCUACUGAGGAUAGCCAGCAUGAACAACAUCACAUUAAGAAACCCUCCUGAGGACAUUAAGACCAAAAGAAUUGUGGACAUCCUUGAGAAUAGGUUAUAUGGUAAGGUCUUCCCCGAGUUGGGAUGGAAACCUAUAAAUUGUAAAUAUUAUAAUAACUGGAAAUUAAAGAAUAAAUUAUAAAUUAAAUAAAAUAUAAAAUUAUAAAAUUAAACAAAAUAUAAAAUUAUUAAAUUACAUAAAAUAUUAAAUUAUUAAAUUAAAUGUUAAAUAAAUUAAUGAAUUAAAUAGCCCCUUAAUUGGGGCUAUUUUUUUUUACCUAUAGUAUAUAGAGAAAGAGUGAAAAAUGGCGAACAACUUUGACAUGAACGACAUGACCGUUGAACAACUUAUGGCACUUAGUGAGAUAAUCGAUGGCAGCGACUAUGAAGGAAAUCUUGAGGAGGAAGUGGAGAAAAUCUUGGAGGAUAAGUUCUACCGUGUUGCACCUAAGGAUAAGGGAGAGAACGUACACACGGAAGAGAAACUAUUCAUUGAUGAAGGUGAUAGAGCUACGGAUCCCAAGAGACCAAGAAGACUUCCACUAAACUACAAGGGUAAGAGAGGAAUAAUGCCAACAUGAAAAUAUUCCGAGAGGCAGAAUGCAAAGGCCCUACUAGUCGAGGAAGCCUAUCAGAGCUUACUAAGUAGAGGAGUUGAAGGUCUACCACCAACAAUGGGAGGUAGAUGGAGAACGGACGAUCCUCAGGUAAACGCGGAGAUGAAGAGGCUCGAAAACCUUAGAAAUCCCAAGCGUCCUAGAGGUAGACCACCAAAGGUCAAGGUUGAUGGUGAAGUAACCCCCAAAAGAAGGGGUAGACCACCAAAGACCAAAGAAGUUAAGGUUCCUAAGAGGAGAGGUAGGCCACCAAAGGCUAAGGUGGCGGAAACCCAAGAAGUUACAGCUCCCAAGAGGAGAGGUAGGCCACCUAAGGUUAGAAGACAGACCGUCGCAGAAAGGUUCAUAAGCCAGGGUCGGAUAAAACUCUCAGUUCCUGCGGAUAGUGUCAUAACACAGGUGGGACCAAAUAAGUUCACGGUGACAGUGGAUCUCAGCAAAAAACCUACAAGGAAAGCUCCUGAGGUGCCAAAAGGUGUGACUCCAUGGAAACCUGUUCCCAAGCCUAGAACCGUUCUUCCUAAGGAAAAACCCGUUCCUAAACCCAGAACUAAAAUUCCCAAGGAAAGACCCGUUCCCAAACCCAGGACCAAAAAACCAGUGCCUCCUCCAAAGUUACGAAAGCCUGCAAGGGUGACUAGGGAAGUUGCGGAGCAGCCUGUGGUGGUUACACCUGAGGAACAUGAAAUCGAUCCAUUUGGAACAUACCUUGAUAAGCCAUCCUACAGGAAAAUAGAAACUGCCGCAAAUGGAGCAGCUGUGACCUACUCAAUAACUCCAAACUAUAUGGACCCACUGGACCAGAUGACAGCAAGUAGGCAGGUGGUGAGGGGAAUACUAGUGAACGAGUUGAAGAGAAUGGGUGGUCUAAAAUAUACAGAAACAAUCAAGGUGAGAAUGUCGAAGGAAAUCGGUAAUGAUAAAACAAAGAAGGAUUCAAUAUACUUCAAGUCGAAAACUGGAACUGCGACCAACUUUGAGGAUAUCGAAAGCACUGCGGCACAAAACCAGCUGACAAUCCUAUCCAGAAUUGAAACAUUCCAAAACCUAGGUUCAAAUUGGAUUAUACUAAAUAUUGAAAGCCACUACGUUAACAUUGCAAUGUAUAAACCUCUAAAGGGUAGUUCAUAUAUGAAAUUACCCGCAGACAUUAGUAAUCCAAAAUGUGGUCUCAUUAAUAUGAAAAAUGAAGAUAACAAAUGUUUCAUGUGGAGUCAUGUGAGACACGUGAGACCAAAGGUCAGGAGAGCAACUACUAUAACACGACAGGAUGUUAAGUUCUCGGAAAACCUAGACUAUGAGGGAAUAGACUUCCCUGUGAAAAUAAGCGAUAUUGACAAAAUCGAGAGAAGAAACUGUAUAAGCAUAUCAGUGUUCGGCUAUAAGGGUAAAAAGCAGUUCUACCCAAUAAGAAACUCUAAGACAAAAUACGACGAGCAUAUGGAGCUGCUACUCUUAGGUGACGGUAAUGGAAACAACCACUAUGUCCUAAUAAAGUUCAUUAAUAGAAUGCUGUAUAGUGUAAGUUGAUACGAACAUAAGAAGCACUUCUGUCUGUAUUGCCUCCACAGCUGUAAGAGCGAGGAGCUGCUGAAGAAACAUAAGGAGACAUGCCUCGAGGUAAAUGGAACUCAGGCCACAAAGCUUCCGAGUAAGGGUACGAAAAUAAAGUUCAAAAAUCACAGGAACUCAAUGCCUGCACCAUUUGUGAUAUACGCCGACUUUGAGUCCAUACUGGUUCCCGAAGAGAGAAAAGUUGAUCCUGAAAGCUCUGAGGAAAAGAGUACUACAGACCUUUACCAAACACACAAAGCCUGUAGUUUUGGGUUGAAAACAGUGUGUCAUUAUGAUGAUCAGUACUCUGGUGAAUACAUAAGUUACGUUGGUGAGGACGCCACGAAUGUCUUUCUGAAGACAGUAUUGAAGGAGUCUAUUAGGUGCCGGGAGAUGGUAAACAAAAUAUUCAAGAAAAAGAUGGUAAUUACACCAGAGCAAGAAGCUGAGUUCUGGAUGACAAGAAACUGCUCCAUAUGUGGUAAUGACUUAGGUGAUGAUAGAGUGAGAGAUCACGAUCAUGUAACUGGAAUGUAUCGUGGAGCUGCCCAUAAUAUGUGUAAUCUGAAGUAUAGAAUCACAUGGAAAGUUCCGGUGGUUUUCACAACCUAAGAGGUUACGAUAGCCAUCUGAUAAUGCAGGAGAUUGGAAAGUUCAAGAUGAACAUCAACGUUGUCCCAAAUAAUAUGGAAAAAUAUAUUUCCUUCUCACUAGGUAAAAGUCUUGUGUUCAUUGACUCAAUACAGUUCAUGGCUUCUUCUUCGGAAGCACUUGUGAGUAACCUUUCACCUGAAGACUUCAGGAUAGUUGGUAAGAGGUGGACUGGUGAGGACUUCAAACUUGUGACACAAAAAGGUAUAUUUCCAUACGAAUAUUUGGAUGACAAAUUCUACUCAUCUCUAUAUGAGUCGGAGGUGAAAGAAGAAGAUUACCAAAGAGCGCUAAAAGUAUGGGAUCACUUUAAGAUGAAAACCAUGAGAGACUACCACGAUCUCUACCUGGAAACUGACGUUCUUCUUCUAGCAGAUGUAUUCGAAAACUUCAGGAGAACUUGCUUGGAAAAUUACAAGCUUGACCCUGCACACUACAUAUCAGCACCUAGUCUAAGUUGGGACGCCUUCCUGAAACAGUCAGGUGAGGAGAUAGAAUUGGUAAGUGAUAUGGACAUGUUCCAGUUCUUUGAGAAGGGAAUGAGAGGUGGUAUAAGUCACAUUGCUCACAGACACUCUACAGCAAAUAAUAAGUACAUGGAAACGUACGACGAAGAUCUUGAAAACAAGUUCCUUAUGUACCUCGAUGCCAACAAUUUAUAUGGCUGGGCGAUGUCGCAGCCGCUGCCUAACGGUGAGUUUGAGUGGAUUGAGGAUUUCGAUGCGGCAAACUUAGAUGAUUACCUUGGAGACAACGGAAGGGGUAUGGUUUUAGAGGUUGACAUGGAAUACCCAAAGGAACUUCAUAAUCUACACAACGGUUAUCCGCUAGCACCGGAGAGCAAGGAGAUUGGUGCCUCAAUGUUGUCAGACUACGCGAAGGAUAUUGCUGAUAAAUUCCAGCUGGCAAUUGGAGGAGUAAGAAAACUGGUGAACUCCCUAGGUCCCAGAAAAAACUACGUCUUACACGCCCGUAAUCUGAAACUCUACACGGAACUCGGAAUAAAACUUACGAAGGUCCAUAGAGCCGUCUCAUUCAAACAGUCCCCCUGGCUUAAGAACUAUAUCGACUUCAAUACGAAGAAACGGUCAGUUGCACGUAAUACUUUUGAAAAGAACUUCUUCAAAUUAAUGAACAACUCAAUCUAUGGAAAGACCAUGGAGAAUCUAAGGAAGAGAGUUGACGUGAAAUUAGUGUCAUCAGAAAAUGACCUCCUAAAACUUACAGCGUCGCCGUGCUUCCAGUCGCAUAGAAUUAUGAAUGAGAACUUAAUAGUUGUAAAGCGAACGAAGGAAGUUCUAACUCUAAACAAACCGUGCUACGUUGGAAUGAUCAUCUUGGACUUAUCAAAGACUCUUAUGUACGACUUCCAUUACAAUACAAUUAAGAAGGAGUACGGUGACAGGUCAAAGCUACUGUUCACAGAUACUGACAGUCUGAUGUAUGAAAUAAAGACUGACGAUGUGUAUGAGGACUUCAGGAGGAUCGGUGAGGAGAAAGACUGCUGGGACAACUCAGACUAUCCGAAAGAUUCCCCAUACUACUCAGCUCAUAAUAAGAAGGUAAUUGGUAAGUUUAAGGAUGAAGCUGCGGGAGUACCAGUGAUUGAAUUCGUUGGGUUAAGGUCGAAGAUGUACUCCUACGUGAAGGAAAGUGGUGGAGGCGGAAUGACCGCGAAAGGAGUGAAAAAGUAUGUGAUCAGAAACAAACUCACUCAUGAAAACUUUAAGAACGUAAUCAAGACAAAAGGUUUGAUGAGACAUAAGAUGAACACAAUCAGAAGCAUCAAACAUAAAAUCGGAACUUACGAACUGAAGAAAAUCACACUCAGCUGUUUCGAUGAUAAACGGUACUUACUUGAAGAUGGUGUUACAAGUUACGCGUACGGACACCACUCAAUAGAAAAAUAAAUUGUUAAAUAAUUCUGAUAAAUAAUAGAUAAAAAAAAUGAGGUAAAAAGACCACGGAAAAAAUAGCCUAGAAAAAAUGGUCUAGAAAAAUGAGCCCGCGUUCUUUGGGGAGAAUUUGGGAAACCGCUGACCGGAAGUGGGGUGGGAUUGCGGGCUGAAAAAGUGGUCUAGAACCGCUACUUCCUAUACUACUCUCACGAGCUCUCUUGGCCAUUCUGCCCUCUGGCCGGCCUUGGUAAUACCAAGUGCGAGGCUGGGAGCCUGUUCCCGAUACACCGACCGUUCAGGACAAGACGAAUAGUUUCCCUUGCAAUCGUGCUCUUCACCAUGAAUAUAAAAAAAGUUCAAGGUAUGCAUAUAGGAAAAUGUACCUGUUUGAGUUUCUCAGGAGAGUUUUCUACUUCCUCAGUUUUCCUUCUUUCCUCAUAUUCUUUCCUGAAAAAAGUUGAUGUCACGAAAGAAUUUGAAGCCUUUUUGAUUUGAAGCUGAUUUGCUUGGGUCGUCCUAAUCUGCGUCUGAAAGUCCAGACAUUCAAUACACAACACUGUGACACACUACCGGUGACACAUUAUUACCGUAUAACCGGUUAUCAUAUAGUCUUUUUAUAAAAACCAUUGAGAUUUUUCAGUUGAAGUUAUGUCAGUUGAAGCUAUUCUUUUGAACUAGCAAUAAAACCAGUGUGAAGCAGCGUUUGGGGACCGGUUCCUGGUCCAAAAACAAACAGGAAAUCAAUAUAUACCUAUCCAUUUCAAUUUCUUUCAGGGCCUUCUCAAACCCUUUUCUCUUCUUACUUGGGAAAUCCGAUGCAGACUGGUAAGGUGCAAAGUGUUUAG
Messenger RNA from Paramuricea clavata, 16215 nucleotides. NCBI's taxonomy places the organism in Eukaryota, Metazoa, Cnidaria, Anthozoa, Malacalcyonacea, Plexauridae. The record is from the annotation of a GenBank genome assembly.